AGGGGCCUCUGAGAUUCUGCACACAGGUGAGAGGAGCCAAUAUAACUGAUGAGAAGAGAGCUGCAGCCACUUCCAUCAGACCAGCACCCUGUCAGCAGCAGACUUCAGGCAUCCACUGUAGGACUCGAUCAUGUGUUCCCAGCUGCAGUCCGCGAUGGAGGACCUCAUCAAAGUGUUCCACUCGUACUCUGGGAAAGAAGGAGACAAGUACAAGCUGAGCAAAGCGGAGCUGAAGAACCUCUUGCAGGGGGAACUCUCGGAAAUCUUCCUGUCUGCCAGCAAGGACCCGAUGGUGGUGGAUAAGAUCAUGUCUGACCUGGACGAAAACAAAGACGGCGAGGUGGAGUUCCAGGAGUUCGUCGUUCUGGUUGCUGCUCUCACUGUCGCCUGCAAUGAGUUUUUCAUUAAUGCAGCUCCAUCAGUCCAGAAGGAUGACAAACCUUGUCUUCAAGAUGUCAUUUAAAAACUGUAAACUGUGUGGUUGGAUGUCAUGAUGCUGAAUACACUUCACUGUUAACUCGAUAAGUCUUCAUCUUUAAUAAAGAUGUUACGCUCUUCA
Labrus bergylta (ballan wrasse) is the source of this 559-nucleotide messenger RNA. The record is from RefSeq and is a predicted model, not a curated record. Lineage: Eukaryota; Metazoa; Chordata; Actinopteri; Labriformes; Labridae.